AUGCCAGGAAUCCGAUACUACAACCAAGGAACAGAGGAAACAACAGGUCGCCCCAUGUCCUCUGCUGCGACGACCCCUCGACCUUCACAGGGCACCGCUGCCAAGAACCACAACAAUGCCAACGCCAGCAAUAACAACGGCACCAGCAAUAGCAACAACAGCUCAAAUACAAACAAUACCAAUACCCGCUCGAGUGCCACUCCAGGCCAGAGAACGACAACGCUUCACCAGCAAUCAGGAUCGCACCCUUACCCGCUUACCCCUUCGUCCUGGUCAUCGCAGCCACCUACACCACCAUCUCCUCCCAGUUCCCUCAGUCGAUCAACUGUCAACUCUGCAACAAUAGCUGCGGCAGCCAGGAGCGCACGGAACCGAGGAGAGAGCGAUGACAAGUCUGCCUCCACGUCUUCUCCCUCUUCUGGACGGCGUGGAUCUUCUGCCUCCUCUACAGGAUCUACCGUGGGAGCAGGAACCCCAACUUCAGCACUGCUCUUUUCAACCAGCCAAGAGUUUCAUCAAGUCUGGAGUCAGACAACGGCCUUUUUGCACCGGACAUUCUCUCCAACGUAUCGUGUCAGCCAUCUCUACUGGGACUCGUGGACCAACGGCACUCAGAGGCGAGGACUGGAGAGGUUGAAGACGAGUGUCUUGCGAGGAGACGCUUUUCGCCUGAUGCAGAAUACAACAGUCCAGCUCCGGAGCCUUUGGAACAGGAGUAUUGCCGAGAGUACAGCACGUGCGAGCGAAAUUGAGCGGCAGGCAAAGGCAAUUGAAGAAAAGACACGACAAAUUCAGCGACGCGCCUUUGGAAAAUCUUCGCCAUCAUCACCCUCGUCGUCGUCUGGAUCGUCUAACGAAAACAAGAACAGCAACACCAGCAGUAGCGGUGGCAACAAGACUGAAGAAGGCGGUCAGGAAAAACCUCGGAACUAA
This is a messenger RNA of Linnemannia hyalina, 933 nucleotides long. The record is from the annotation of a GenBank genome assembly. NCBI's taxonomy places the organism in Eukaryota, Fungi, Mortierellomycota, Mortierellomycetes, Mortierellales, Mortierellaceae.